AUGAAAACAAAACAAAUCGACUUAAUAAUAGGCAGUGACAUUAUCCCGAAAAUAAUAAAGAAAGGGUUCAAGAAAAUUAAUGGAAUUAUCGCCCAAGAAACAAUAUUUGGAUGGAUAAUAUCAGGCAAAGUAUUAAAGAAACCAGCAAAAAGAAGUAAAGUAACAAUUACAACAAAAAACAUAGAAAAGUUUUGGGAACUAGAAGAAGCAGAUAACACAAUCAAUGAAAAAACAGCAGAAGAUGAAAUAUGUAUGCAAUUUUAUGAUGACACCACUAAAAUAGACGGCGACAAAAAAUUUAUAGUGAAACUUCCAUUAAAAAAAGAUGCCACACUAGGUGAAUCUAGAAAUCAAGCAAUGGCAAGAUUCCUAAACCAAGAGAAAAAAAUGAGUAAUGAGAAAAGAACUGAAUACAUAAAAUUCAUGCAAGAAUAUGAGCAGAAAGGACAUAUGGAAAAAGUAAAAGAUAAUACAAUAGGAAAAUAUUACCUACCGCAUCAAGCAGUGAUAAGAGAAUCAAGUCGCACUACAAAACUAAGAGUAGUAUUCGAUACAUCAGCAAAAUCGACAAAUGGAAAAAGCUUGAACGACAUAAUGAUGACGGGGCCAAGAUUACAGCAGGAUAUAUUUGAUAUAUUAAUGAAAUGGCGAUUAUGGAAAUUCGUCGCUUCAGCCGAUGUAGAAAAAAUGUUCAGGCAAAUAAAAAUUGCACGAGAAGACCAAGAUUAUCAAAGAAUCUUAUGGAGAGAAAAUGCAAGGGAAAAAAUUAUGGAAUAUAGAUUAACAACAGUUACAUAUGGAACCGCAGCUGCACCUUUUCUAGCAGUACGAACAUUACAUCAAAUUGCUGAUGAAUCAGAAGAAAAUAAAGAUAUAAAAAAUAGCAUAAAAAAAGAAUUCUACAUGGAUGACUUAAUGACAGGAGCUAAUUCAAUAUCAGAAUGCAGGCAUAAAAUAAAUAAAAUUAAUAAAACUUUAAGUCUUAGAGGAUUCCAACUCAGGAAAUGGAUGUCAAAUCAUGAAUCUAUACUGGAAGAACUACCAGAUGACAACGAGAUAAAAAUACUCAAUAUACAUGAAGAUGAAUCAGUAAAAACCUUAGGACUUAAAUGGAAUCCAAUAAAAGAUAACUUCCACUUUACUAUAAAAAUGGAAAAUAUAAAUAAAUGGACGAAAAGAAUGAUACUUUCAAACACAGCGCAUAUUUUCGAUCCAUUAGAUAAAAUAAAAAUACCAAGAUGGAUAGGAACUACAAAUUCAAAAACUUGGGAAUUUCACGGAUUCUGCGACGCAUCAGAAGCAGCAUACGCAGCUGUCAUAUACGUAAAAAUUGGUUCAUCUGUAAAAUUACUAACAGCUAAAAGCAAAGUAUCGCCGAUAAAAAACAAAAAGACAAUUCCAAAAUUAGAGCUAUGUGGUUCGCAUUUACUUGCAAAAUUAAUGAGACGAGUUUCACAAAUAUUGAAUAAUAACGCCACGAUAUACUGUUGGAGUGACUCAAUGAUUACCCUAUGCUGGAUUAAAAAUAUUAAAAAUAAAGAAAAAUUUGUAAGAACAAGAGUUGAAGAUAUAAAAAAAUGGAUACCAAAAACAAAAUGGCAACAUGUAAAGUCACAAGAAAAUCCAGCAGAUAUAGCUUCCAGAGGAAUAUGUCCUUCUAAAUUAAAAUAUAAUCCAUUAUGGUGGAACGGACCCUCAUGGCUAACAAAAGAAGAAAAAGAUUGGCCAAAACCUGAAAAAAUAGAAGAAGUGAAAAUACUGACAACAGUUACAAGCCAAAAUAACGAAAUAAUAGAACAACUUAUGGAAACAAACUCCAGUCUAACUAG
Messenger RNA from Teleopsis dalmanni, 1829 nucleotides. RefSeq lists its product as uncharacterized. Lineage: Eukaryota; Metazoa; Arthropoda; Insecta; Diptera; Diopsidae. The annotation marks the transcript as partial. The transcript has 2 exons. The record is from RefSeq and is a predicted model, not a curated record.